Pocillopora meandrina is the source of this 9164-nucleotide messenger RNA. The record is from the annotation of a GenBank genome assembly. NCBI's taxonomy places the organism in Eukaryota, Metazoa, Cnidaria, Anthozoa, Scleractinia, Pocilloporidae.
AUGGCGGACGAAUCUCUUCGAGUUGUCGAGUUUUACAGUGGAAUCGGUGGAAUGCACUUUGCUUUGAAAGGUAACACAUUUCAGAGAAAGCGGUAAUGUUAAAAAGACUAUUGAAUCUGUUCUCACCAUCAAUUAAGGUGAUUUCGAAACUCUCACCUUUCAUGUCGUCUUCUAAGAAAAUUGAUCAAAACAGAAUCGUCACUUCUCUUUUUGUUGGCUCAGAUGAACAUGCUGUGGCAAAAAUGGUUCUUACAUUUGCAGGCACAGUAGUUUUCAUCUCGCAUCACACUGCCAGUCAGUCAGGUCCUCUGUCUUCCUCCAAUGGUUGACGAAAUGAAAGCGUUCACAACAUCUUGAUCAAACGUUAACUUGACAACUGCAGAAGUGUUUAGAGAUUGAGAAGAAGGAAGAAGAAACUCAAGAUUUAUACUUGUGUGUAUUAAAAUGAAUGAAUCUCAAGCAAGAAUCAUCAGAUGUUGACAAGAUAUUUUUUAAGUGUCCAAUUGUAAUCAUGACCAGUUUUAAUUCACCAAAUCGCGAUUGUUUGAUGCUUAAAGUAUAAAAUAAAUUACAAAAUCUACACUCAAGUAAAUCUGGUGACGUUCAGGCAUAGGACACUAGGAAAAAAUUUCGUGGAAAUUGUUCAGAGAAUUUUCUCUCAAACCACUUGGAAUAUCUGAUAAGCUUCUUUUGCUUCCUUUCUCUGUUUACAUCUCUUUGAGAUGUGACUUUCAGACCAGGGUUUUUGUGCUGUUGCCUUUUAUUUGUAAUUACAAUUUUUUCUACAGGUGAGCUAAAAUACACUAAGUGACUGCUACAUGUGCUACAUGUUGUUCUAUCUCCACUCUAAUACAACUUUAAUGUUCCUUUUUUCAUGCCUACAGGAUGUGGGUUUGCUGGUGAAGUAAAUGCAGCCUUAGAGAUCAACACCACAGCAAAUCAGGUGUACCAAUUAAACUUUGCUGACACAAAACUGCUGCAAAAGAAUAUAGAGGUUAGUGUGUAUGAUUUUAUAACAAGUGGUAAAAUGUUCUGUAUGCCUGGAAAGUGCCAGAGGAAGUAGACAGAAAUUUCAGCCAAUCAAUGUUUUAGAUAUAUUUUUGCAAUGAAUCUCAAGAAGUAACCUGUAGAGUGAUACAUUUCCAGUAUUGCAGGAUUGGUACAUUGAUCUCAAGGUGCAUUAGCAUCGGAAAAUCAAAUGAGUUAGAUAGGAGGAAUGAAGAUGCUUUAUUUCAGAUAUCUGAAACUCUAACUGAUCGGUUUCUUAUGGUUAGGCUUUGUUUGUUUCCAAAGGAGAAAAAUCAAUCUUUAGAGAUCAAAUAUCCAAGACAGUGGAUUUGAGUUUAAGAUCUUUGAAAUGCCAGGCUUAUGCAGUACAGCUUACAUGUACUGCAGUACCCUCAGGUGCAUCAAGUGCUUGUAAUGCUGCGGUACAUGCAAGCAGUACUGUAUAUCCAAAUUAGUGAUGUGUACUCCACUCAGAUUUUAGAUACUCAGAAAAGAAUAGGCCUGCAGUGUGUACAAAAGCAAUAGAUUGCUUUAAUUCAUAAUUUUUAGUAAGUUUUUAAAUUGCUGGGGUGAUUAGAUUAAUGAAGUUCCUCAUUUUAUAUCUGACUUUUCCUGAUUAUCUGAUGUCUUAAAGAGUUAUAGCUGUUUAAAGAUGAUGAUAAACUUGUCUUGAAAAUACCACAUGUAGGUGUCUUCAUUUCCUUCUUCAAAAGAUAAAGGAGAAUGGAAAAUUAUCUGUAAGGUGGUAAUCUUAAUUUAUAGGUCAAACAUGAGGGAUUUGCAGUUGAAUGUGUACUUUGGAAACUAAGUUCAGGAAUUUUCUCUCCACAAUUACAUUGUAAUUGAUCUAUGUACCUCACAGAAGAACAGUAGAUUUUGUGUAUCGUUAAUUUUUUUUAAGGGCAUUACAGUCAAGGAGCUGGAUCGUUUAUCUGCUGAUGUUUUCCUGAUGUCACCCCCUUGUCAGCCAUUUACAAGGUAUGUGUACUGUACAUUAAUGCAAAGGUACCAUACAUGGACAUACAAGAGAAUCCAGAGUUUCAACCAUAUAAUCCUAAAAAUUGGCACUCAAAAUGCCAAACUGUUUAGAUAUGGGAUGUGUUAAUUUUCAGUUUUUAUUAGCAGCAAGGGUUUAACAUUGGUAUAUAUGCAGUUCUUUUUGUUAUAAAUUUGUGGUUUCUUUUCAUGUUACACAACUUGAUCUUUUCUGGUAGAUUAGGGAUUAGGGGGAUCUGAUACACAAUGUAUUUUAUUUCUGAAAUAUUCAUGAGGUACUUUCUUAACUUGUAGGGUUGGUCUUCAAGGUGCAUCCAGUGAUCCAAGAUCAAGAAGUUUUCUUCACAUUCUUGAACUCCUACCUCAGUAAGUUCAUAUAGUUGUUAUGUGUAUGCUUAAUAAGAUUAUUUGAUUUAAAAUCAGUGACACAAAAUUGCCAAAAGAAAUUUGUUGGUGUGAUAUAGGUCAUUACGCAGAGCUAUUCUCCAAAAUUGUUAGUGCCUGCAUGUUCAGUGUAGCCUGGCUACUGUGUAACUAUUUUUUUUUUCAAUGAUAGACUAUCAAAAGUGCCAGACUACAUCCUAAUGGAAAAUGUAAAAGGAUUUGAAACUUCAGAUACAAGGUAAUUACUCGGUAAUUUUGAAUGCCUUUUUCCUUUGAGCUAAUGAAUGAUCAAAUUAAGUUAUAUGUCUAUGGUGUUAACAUGUAUAUGAGAGAAAAUUUUAAAAAAUGAAAAAUUUAAAUCGAGAUGUGCCAUUUAUCAGCUUUCUUAGACUAGAGCAAAUAAAAGAUGACUCUAAAAUUAAUGAUAAUUACCAGUAUACUUUAAGCACUAGUACUAAUGAUACCUAAUAAUUAUAAUAACAUUAAUUGACAAUGGGGCUUUGCAGGGCCAAUACAAACAAAUUGACAUAAACGUUGUAAAUAAACAUGAUGAUAAUGUUUUAAACAUCCCAACUGACCAGUUGGCUGUAUACAAAGUACAGCCAAAGGAGUUGAAUUUGUAGCAACCAAGAACAAGUCCAGUGAGUAGCAGGAUGGAGGGCUUGAACACCAAAUUACAAGACCAGUGCCCUAACCACUCAGUUACACUUCUUCCCCUACAUGUAUGGCAGCAUUGUGGUUUAUUUUGUUUGAUAUGGUUGUUUAUCGUGGUAUACUAUUUUUUUUUUCUUCAGGGAGUAUUUUCUUGAAACACUAAACACUUGUGGUUAUAAUUAUCAGGUACAUACAGGCAUUUUUAUUUUGUAUAAUGGUAAAUUAACUAGAGUAUUAAUACAACUACAAUCAUAAAUUUUGGCAAACCUAUUUUGAAACAAAAAUAAGUUCCUAGUCCUGCUAGGUCUCAAAUUAACAGAAGAAACAUCUUAAAGUUUAAAGUAAAAAGAAAAGGGCAUAUGAAAUAGAUAGUGGGCUUAAAGGAAGCCUGUUCAACUCACUUAUGGUUUUUUCUCUGUUGUCUUUUAGUAAGUAAGUGGGCUAUAAUAGGUCAAUUUAGCAGCCCAUAUGUCACUGUACAGCAAGCUAAAUGCAAAGUUUUUUCAAAGUCAAAUAUUUGCCCUGUAUUUGAGCUCAGAAGUAUGCAUAUAAUAAAUACUUACUAACUUCAUUUUGCCAGUCCAAAAUAUAAUUUACAGAACCUCUUUUCUUUCUCUUGUAUUCCUAUCACUUGUCUGAUUUAUAUUGUAUCGAUAUUGUGAGGAGAAAUUCUGUCUUGGUCACUCAUGGAAGUUAAAGGAUUCACUAAAGUUAAGUCCACUACUUAUGUAGAUUAUUUGUCAUAGGCUGAAUCAUUUGGUAAACAAUUCUAAUAUUUGAGCACACUCAGGUAACAUACAAUUAUCAUUUCAACCAACAUAUCAUCCUUUUUUUUCCCAUAGGAGUUCUUACUGUCUCCAGUUCAGGUAGUGUAUACAUUGUUUUAUGCCAAAAGAAUGAAUAAUGUCUUUGGAAAUUGGCUACUUUUGUCACGUGGUACAAAAUCACUGCUGGGAAGUUAUCACUUAAUAACCACCAUUUAGGUCGAUAUUUGUCCUCUGAUUAUUUCUGACGAAAAGAAGAAAGCCAGUUCAAGAGUUUUACAUUUUCAUCUUUAUUACUUUACAUAGCAAAAAAACCAACUUGUUUUGGUAGUGACAUUAAAAAGCUGAUCUCACAUGCUACAAGGGAAGUACAAAAAAUUUUAUAAAAUUUUGCUUUCAAUGUGCAAUACAAAAAAUGAUGGCAGGGUUAAAAGAUAAAUAUAACCCCUCCUGGCCUGCUGUUAUGUCGGCUGAUAAGGUUGUUUGCUCAGAGAUUGUCCUCAAAAUUUCACAUUUGCCCUCGAAUCUUUGCCUCUCAGCCGCGAACAUUAUCAGCUGACAUACCAGCCACCUGAAGGGGUUUAUGAACUAAACAAUUGUUUGCAUUACUUUUGCAACUUUUGCACAGUUCUGUGUCAGGCCCCUACCAGAGUUUUUAGUGUAUUCAAUUACUGAAGGUCUUUUCAAAUCAUGUUUAAGAUAUUUUUGUAUCAUAAUUAGGGUAUAAAAAUUUUCCAUUCAUUACAAAAUUUAAUGUUUGGUGUUUAGUACAUAGACAAGAGCCAACAACUCCAAACGCAAAAAGUUAUCUCAGGAUGUUUUAAUAUUCCACUAUUCCCCUGUCUUUAUCCCCAGUCCCCACUCCCUGGCCCGGCCUAAGCUAUCUAUGUGUAACCUUUUUUAUUCCCCCCUCUAGUUGCAAACACAUUUCCCUGAAAAUUAAUUAUGAGAAUUUGGUGUUAGAUCAUGAUAACAACUUAUACCCGAUAAGUUUGAAUGUUCUCAUUACCUGUUUGCUGGAUAAUGUACAGAUAUUAAAGGGAGAGGUUACAUGUUGGUCACGUAAAGGAGUUUAAGGAUUAAAGUACUGUAAAGUACUUUUAGUGUACAUCUAAUAGCAUUGUUGCACUGUUGCAUUUGCAGUUCGGAAUCCCCAAUUCUCGUCUAAGGUACUAUCUUUUGGCAAAGAGGAAACCCCUUCGAUUUUGCUUCCCAACACGUAAUGAGGUAAACAGAUUGUAAACUACUUAUGUGGGCUUUAACCACCAUGGCGACAUUUUCUAGAAUACUAAAAUUGAUAUUAGAACGUUAGUUUUUCGCAUUAAAGCAACAUACGGUAUAUUUACAACAAGAUUUGACUAAAAUCUUUGAACAGACCCACCUCUGGUUAUGUUAUGGAACUCAGAGCACACAGGUCUCACGUUACGAUUCGAUUCUUGCUACCAGCUGUUUAUGUUUCUUGAUAACCUCUAUUUUAACUCGUUCACCACACUCCUACAUAACUAAUAUGUCUACUAGAGACACAAGUUGACAGUCGCUAACUUUUUUGGUCGACAGUUGACAAAUAAGACUAGGUUUGCUUUUCUAUCUUUGACAGAUUAUGGAGAGCUUUCCAGACAUGUAUCUCCAUGCCGAAAAUCGAUGUCACUGUCAGUGCAGUGGUUGUGGAAAUGACCCGAUGUCAACAGGGUAUGAAGUAGAUGUGGAUGACCACGAGCAGUCGUCUGCGACAGAGUGCACUGUUGAAUUGAAUCAAAGAUCACAUCAUAACCCCGCCUGCUCGAAAUGCUUUAGGACAAGAAAUGAACGAUGUUCAGAAGUACCCGCAAUGGACUCAAGUAGUCAGGUUUACGAGCUAAAAAAUUGUCGACGAAUCUGUGACUACCUAGAGAAUGGUAAAGAUGAUAAUUACUUCGAAGAGUUUCUUCUACCGGAGAAGGUUCUGUGUAAAUUUGCACUCCUUUUAGGUAAGAGCAUGACACAUUGAGACAAAGCUUAUCCUUUAGUAAAACGUCGUCCUGUAAUGACUGAAGAUUAGUUAAAGCGGUUUUUGAAGUUCUGUAGGAUGCCCAUUUGCCAACGGGCUCGAAUCUGAAUCUAGAGGUCCGGCAGUGAGCCUUGGCCGGGGCAGUCGGGGUUUCGCUCUUGGAAAGGUACAAAUUCUUCUUUCUUCUCACAGAGGCUUCUCCACUCAGGAAUAUAAAUAGUUGCCGGUAAACUGUCAGCGCAACUUGCAACGAAUUAUUCAGGCUUACCUGUGAUUGACUGGCAUCUUAUUCAGGCGGAUCCUUACAACCUUAAUCUAGCCUUUUACCUGGGCUCAAGAAAAGAAAGAACUGAAAUCAUUUCCAGAACUGGCUGUCCCUAAUGUUACAGCUAGACAUAGUCUUCUGUUACUACUCUCUUCAGAAAAACAAAUCAUGACGCAAAUCAUGGGUUAACGUGGAUUUAGUCUCAAAAUUAUUACACUCACCUGCAGCGGACUUAUCGCAAGCACGGCGACGGUCGGUAUUAUUGAAUUCGCUGGGUCAAGCAAACAUGACAUUCAACAAGGGAAUUGAACGAAGCAACCAAGAAGCAUCAAUUCCCGUCACACCAGUAUACACCAAGGAUUUUCAUGCUAUUGAGACCGGGACACACUCUGAUAUUUAAUGGGUCGUAAUGCAUCAGCGGUCUGGCCCGAUAAGUUUUAUUAGAGAUGCAUCCAGUUUUCAGUGAAUCUUUCAUGAAUUAAUGACCUUACAAUAAAAAAAAGUCUUCAUAAAUCGAUUACUAAAGGUUCCCGCCUAUGCGUAAAAACACCUUUAUUGACAUGGGAAGAUGUCAAUGUUCACCGCAAAUUAUUCUGCUUUUCAGCUUCAGAAUAUAAGCUGCCACUUAAUACAUCCAUCAUCUUUCUUCAUCCUUCUCUUUCUUAUGAAUGCAUUGUUUGCAUGAAUUUCUAGAAACAUAACAUGUCAGUCUUACAAAUAUUACUGCCUUGUCCACGCUCUGUAACUUUUUAUUAUCUUACUUUCACAGACAUCGUCAAUCCUCAAUCUGAGCGUUCCUGUUGCUUCACAAAGGCGUAAGUAUUUUUAAACACAACAAUUACAAGAUUUUCCUUUGACUUUCAGAUCUUUAUAAGGAAAAAACAAACAAAGCAAGAACAAAAAGUAAAGAGACAAGGAAAGCCAGCACGUAACCAUGAACAUCAACUUGAAUUGUUCUUUAGCAAUCCAAGAAUGCAUAGGUUUGCCUCACUUAGCUCUUGGAUUGGUCUUGAAAACUUACCUCUUUUUUCUUUUCAACCAAUCUGCUCGGUGCCACACAUAAACCAAUGGCGGCUUGGUCACCUACAUUUUUCCGCGCGUCAGGGAGUUUGCUUGUCUUUACUUUGAGUUUUGUUGGGUCCUUGUAUUUAUUUUUGUUGUGAGUGGGUGUUGUGAUAACUUUGGCUCUGGUUUUACGACACACAGUCAGAAUGCAUUCUACGUGCCAAUCAGAUCAUGCAACUGGUUGAAGGUGUGCAGAAAAACUGGUACGAAUGCUACGUAUACUUGGAUUGGCCAUGGUAUUUUGUUCAGUUUAAAUGUCGUGUUUAAUGCCCCAUGCAUCGUCUUUUCGCUGCAACUGCGAUUAAUCUCAUUUUUCCCCUUUCUUUUUCUUGUGCAUAGUUAUGGACAUUAUGCUGAAGGAACUGGCUCAGUGCUCAAAAUGGCAAAUAUCGAUGUGAGUUUUCUUCUUUAAAUUUUUUUAAUCUAUUACUUCGUUCUCCUUCUAUUUUAACUUAAAGAAAGAAACUGAAAGAGAGAGGAUAAAGCAAAGAACGAAACAUUUAUUUUGUAUCCACACAUUUCACCCUUAACAGUGACUUCGAUAGCCCCACACGAAUCAAGUACUGUACUUGGUCACAAUUUUGGACAAAAUCUUUGGUAACGCUUGGAACUGAAUCUCUGAAUUUGUUCAAAUACAAUACAAUAUGGUGUUCCCUCUCAUAGGUUGCCCUUCUCCCCUUCUCAGCGUGAUGCUCUAAGUCAUGCAUCAUAUGCUUAUGAAAAGCAAUAUUUUAGUAUGGGGUUAUUGGAAUAAAUCAUAAUGGAAUUGUUUGAUUAAGAUUUUGGAUAAUUGACUUUUCCUCAUGUAGGACUGAGACAAAGGGAAACUGAAGAUACUAAAUGGUGUUAAUUAAUGUUUGUUUAUCACGAAAAUCGUGUCCAAAGAUUUUUUGUUUACUUUUCUUGUAUACUCAUUUUUAGCGCAGGAGUUUGCUAGAAAAGAAAGACGUUUCAAUUAUCACAUUACACACAAAACUAUCGUUUCUUUCGUAAUUCGAACGCUUUCAAACUUGGCAGUUUCCCACACAGAGCUAAGUCAUCUUUUGGCGAUCGAAGAUCUGUAUGUACGGUGUUUAUGGUGCAUCCAGACCAAGUUACCGUCUUCCUAUCACGAAAGACUGUAUCAAUGUAACAGACAUUUGUUAUCCUUCGUAGGACUCAGAUAUCUUCAGAAGAUACCAGGAUCUUGCAGAUGAUAAACAAAAAGCAGAGCUUCUGUCAAUAUUGAAAUUGAGGUAUUUUACCCCACGUGAGGUGGCAAAUCUGCAUGGCUUCCCCUUCGAGUUUCGUGAGUAUUAUCAAUCAUUUUUUUGUUACUUUCAAUCAUGAUGGCACACGCAUCUUAUGUCUUUAUUUCCCGUCCAAAAAACAGCGACAACAACAGAAUACAAAACUUAACACAAAGCACUCACAAAAAGUGCAGUAAAUUGUCAAUGAUUUAGGAAACGAAGGAACGUUAUAUUUACAUGCCUUCAUCCUAGUAUAAUUUAUUAGACGGAAUACCUGCAAGAACACUUCUUAUUGAUUGCUCGCUAUGUAUCUUAUUAGUUUGCCAACCAUCUCUCUCUCUUUCUUGUUUUAAUAGGUUCCCGAAUACAUUUUACGCUUAUUUUUUGUCAUCGGUUAACUUACAUGAUACAAAAACCAACUGCCUUCCAUUUUAGAAUCUACGAUCCCUUAGGGACUGAAGUCGCCGUAUUGUUACUUGGAGCUUUACUUACUGUCAUUCACUUUUUUGUUUACUUUAUCAGGUUUCCCUUCGUCUUUGUCGAUCAAACAACAAUAUCGCCUGCUAGGAAACAGCCUCAAUGUUCUGGUGGUGUCUGAGUUACUGAACUGUCUCUUCCACGCGCCAUAAUUUUGCAAAGAGACAGACUGGAGAUUGUUCGUGUCUGUGCGGAAAGAAAACGAUGAUGCUUUGAAGAAACUGUCACAGUGACAUUAGUUAUUUACGGAAACAAGAGAGAAGACGUGCUCUACAAAUCGAACAUUUUUUUUUAUCUGUAAAUAAUAUAGAUUUAGCCAACAAUAAAUGCGUAGC